This is a messenger RNA of Fragaria vesca subsp. vesca, 1424 nucleotides long. Its product is annotated as UDP-glycosyltransferase 73C3-like. The transcript has 2 exons. The record is from RefSeq and is a predicted model, not a curated record. The coding region runs from base 1 to 1398 and encodes 465 amino acids. Gene Ontology annotation, molecular function: UDP-glycosyltransferase activity. NCBI's taxonomy places the organism in Eukaryota, Viridiplantae, Streptophyta, Magnoliopsida, Rosales, Rosaceae.
AUGGCUUCAGAAUUCCAUGAUCAGCUUCACUUUGUUUUGAUACCCCUAAUGUCUCCUGGCCACCUUAUACCAAUGGCAGACAUGGCUAAGCUAUUGGCACAUCAUGGUCUGGAGGUCACAAUUAUCACCACUCCCCUCAAUGCCAUUGGAAUCAAACCAAUCAUUGAUCGUGUUGUUGAUUCAGGUCUCUCCCUAAAUCUAGUCCAGUUCAGUUUGCCACUUUCUGAGUGUGGCUUGCCAGAGGGAUGUGAAACAUUGGAAUCUGUCCCUGCAAGAAACUUGUUUCGAAAUUUCUUUGAUGCAGUUAGCAGGAUGCAGCAACCAGUGGAACAAUUGCUUGAGACAGUAAAACCGAUUCCGAGCUGCAUUGUCUCAGACAAACAUCUGCCAUGGACAGGGACAUCCAAGAUCGUUGAGAGUGUUUCCGGAUCAGAAUCAUUCCUGGUGCCUGGUUUACCUGAUGAGAUUGAGCUUAUUUUAGCCCAACUACCGGCGCAUUUGAAUCCUUCUAAUGUGGACUUCAGAGAUUUCCACAGAGAAGUAGAGGAAGCUACAAAAGGAUCAUCUGGGGUAAUUGUAAAUAGCUUUGAGGAAUUGGAGACAGAGUAUGUCAAAGAGUAUAGAAAGGUUAGUAAUGUGUGGAGUAUUGGUCCAGUGUCACUUUCCAACAACACAGACUUUGACAAAGCUCAAAGAGGCCACAAGGCCUCCAUUGAUCAGAACCAGUGCUUGAGAUGGCUUAACUCAUGGCCUGAGAACUCAGUUGUUUAUGUAUGUCUUGGAAGCCUCGGCCGUAUUGCAACUCCUCAGUUGCUAGAGCUUGGAUUAGGCCUGGAAGCAUCAAACCGGCCUUUCGUUUGGGUGAUCAGUGGAGACAAAUCAGAAGAAUGGGGGAAUUGGUUGUUGGAAGGGGGAUUUGAGGACAGGAUUAAAGGUAGAGGCCUUUUAAUCCAUGGUUGGGCACCACAAAUAUUGAUAUUGUCACAUCCUGCAGUUGGUGGAUUUUUAACACAUUGCGGUUGGAAUUCGACAUUGGAAGCGAUAUGUGCUGGUAUCCCAAUGAUAACGUGGCCUAUGUUUGCUGAGCAGUUCUAUAAUGAGAAGUUCAUAGUGCAAGUGUUGAAGAUUGGUGUGACAGUUGGGGCCUCAGGGGUCAUUCCUUUGGGGAAACAAGAAGGGUCUGUUGUUUCGGUGAAGAGUGGCCAGUUUAAGGAGGCCAUAGAGAAAGUGAUGAGCAAGGAAGGGAAUAAAGAAGGAGAAGAUAGAAGAGAAAGAGCAAGAAAGCUUGCAAUGAUGGCCAACAAAUCUACAUUCGAGGGAGGCUCUUCUUACCAUAAUAUUAGACUAUUAACAGAAGAUAUCAGAUCAUACAGAAACAAAUUAGCAUUCCAGAAUUGAGCUAAGUGAUUGUAAUUCAUUUCAAC